Molecule: messenger RNA, 9867 nt
Organism: Pelobates cultripes (western spadefoot toad)
Lineage: Eukaryota; Metazoa; Chordata; Amphibia; Anura; Pelobatidae
Source: the annotation of a GenBank genome assembly
GGCACGCUGGGCAGUCUUCAGUCCGGUCUCACAAUGCCGACAGGGUGGAGGCUGACAUCUUCCCAUCAUGCACCGCUGCGCAAAGCACAUGUCCCGACAUUUCUCUGCCACACACAAGAUGGCCACGCCUGCCUCCCAGCCCCGCCCGCUUCCUUGCGUGACGUCAUCCCCCCGCGCCGCUCGGCAUUGCGCGUUGCCAUGGAGGCCUCCGUGCUGCGUGUGAAGAGGAAGCGCGGAGCGGACCCGGCGGAGGCGCUGGUGAUCAGCUGUAAGAGGCUCCGCGCGGAGCAGGAGGAGGCAGCGGCGGCAGAGCCCGGGCCGGUGGUCACCACCCAGGUGUUCAGACUCGCUGCCACCGUCAGCUCGCAGGCAAGCCCCGGGCUGGGAACCACGUGCUGCCCUGGGACCCGGGCACUGGGGACUGGCCGCAAUCACACCGUCACUUAUAUAGCGCCAACACAGGCUGCAGCGCUGUACAAAGCAUGGUCACUGCAACCACCAUAACCACUUCAGUGACUUGCUCUGCCUCAUGUCACUACUGUGCGUAAUUUACUAUGACUUAAAGGGACACUAUAGGCACAAUGAAAUGGUCUGGGUGCCAGGCCCAGCUAGGGUUAACCCUGCCUGCUGUAAUACUGCUACGUUCACACUGAGGGUUAAUCCAGCCUCUAGUUGCUGUCUCAUUGACAUCCGCUAGAGGCACUAACCCGCUUCUCACUGUGAUUUUCACCGUGAGAAGACGCCAGCGUCCAUAGGAAAGCAUCUAAACACUGGACUGACAUUCUCAGCCAGCGAGCUAGCAGGGUACUGCAGGGCUUAGCUGAGUAGAACUAGCAGACACUCGUACACAGGAGCAGGUGUUUUCAGUUUAGAAGUCAAUCAAUUAUCAAGUGGUUUCUCUACUUACAAUGGGGGUCGGGAAGGGGGGUGCCAGGGGAAUCCUGGCACGAUAAUCACUAUAGUAUGCUGUAGUGGUUGUGGUGCUUGGCAUAUUGCUUUAAGAUGCUAUACGCAUACCUCCCAACCUCUGAGGACAUCAAGGAGAUGUACUCAUUAUUCAGAACUACACAAAGUGUAAUGUAAGUGCAUUCCUGGUCUGGUCACCUGGGUUCAAUGUUGGGAGGUAUGCAUAUGUUUUCACAGCCUCUACCUGCCACCAGUGUUAAUUUUGGUGGAAAUUUAGUUUUAGUGAUAGUCUUUUGACUAAAAAGCCACUUUGGUUUUAGUCAUAUUUUAGUCAUUUGAAUUGUUUUUUUUUUCAGUUGACUAAAUCUCCAGUCAAUGUAGGCGACACAACUAAAUUCUAAUGGGUUUAGUUAAAGCCCCUAUCUCAGUGUAGGGUCAGAGCCGAUCUACCUUUUGUAUUGGACUGUGAAUAUUGUACUGUAUUUUUCCCAAAUUGUACAGCGCUGCAGAAUAUGUUGGAGCUUUCUAAAUGCUGAUAAUAAAUCAAUUUAGGCCUAUCUUUAUCUCAUUACGGCUUCGUCAAACCUGCCUCAUCAGCACAAUAUCACUUCUGAAUAUUUUAUAAAGAUAAAAUGCAUUGAUAAAAUACUCUCCGACUGUGGUACAAUUUAAUUACAUGCGCAAAAGUACAUGCUUUGAACUUGAGAAUCCCUACAAACCGUGCUCUUGCAUCCAUAUUGCAGUUUUGAAAUUGCAGUAAACAAAGUACCAAAAAGCUUGGAACACAGUUGACAAACUGUUGUACACGGAUUCAUGGAACAAUCAGGCCAAAUUUGACAUUAAUGUUUGAAUUAGAAUGUAGAUCCCAAGCAAUCACGUCACUGGAUCUCCUUAUGCAUCUAGAGGUUAGUGACUUCAUGGAGGAUAUUCUAAGUAACAAAUAGUCGUGCCUGACUCUUGGCUAAUAAAUAAGUUGACAAUCCAGGAGGGAAUGACCCCUAGACUCUUUACAUGCUAAAAAAUUCAAUGAGCUGUGGUGGUGGUAUUCAGAGGACCCAUUUAAUAGCAGUUCAUCAGAUGCAGACAGAUUUGGGGGUAUUCCACUGUAUUUGCACUCUUAAAUUUUAAUAGAAAAAACAUCUGAAUGCAUAUUGACCUCUGUUUAAAUAGACGCUUGUUGUUUUUUUCAUUGUAUUGAUGUUUUAUUGAAUUUUAUUUAAUACAGUUUUUAAAUUCGUAUUGAGAUAAGCUCUAAAUUGAUUCUUGUCUAUUUUUAUCAGAAUGAGCCCCUCCAAAAGUACAUCAAUGAAGCACUUUCCCGUGACCGUGCCUGUCAAGCCUUGCACCCUUCCAGUGGAAGCAAGCAGAGAAUCCACGAAGAGCUACGGACGUGGAAGCACGUUAAACGUCAGAACAGCAGAUACCGAGUAGUCUCAAGUCUCAGGCCCACACUUACAGAGGCAGAAGUAUUUUCAGAUGAAUCAGACCAACCUACCAGUCCUGACAGUCCCCUGUUAAGCACUCAAACAAGCACGGAAGCUUCAGUUUGUGCGACAGGACAUACAGAGACCAACGGCAACUUCCAGUUGUUUGAUAUGGUCCAAGAGGAACCAGAAACAGCAUCCGAGGAGUUAAAGGUUUGUUUGUCUGCCCAGCAACCCGGUCGUGGGUUGCGUAUAACAAUAUACAUACAUGCAUAGGUGGACAUUUCCUGGAUGCAUAGUGUGUAUUCAUAUAGUGAUAAUUUAAGUGGGUGAUUUUAAAACACUUUCCUAAUCUGUGAUAGUUGCCACAUGCAAUAUGUGUAAUAAUCUUACUCUCCUUGUUCUGUUUUUGCUUUGGUUUUCUUCAAAUCUACCCAUUGUCAAUUAUUGUUGUUUAAGUAUAGGGGCUAUUCUCUCGUGGCCCUUUUUCCUGGAGGCUCAAUCAGAUUUAAUGUUUAACUCCAAGUGCGUAAGCCAGGCAUCCCCCGGCCUCACAAUUCUCUUCCCAUCCACAUCUGUGGGGACAGGUGGAUAAGGGCAGGGUCUCGGAUCCUCUUUGCAUUAUUUACAACCAGGAUUAUUUAUUAUAAUGACAUUUCAAAUUAAAGGCCACAGUAACUAAACUGAAAGCAUUUCCAUUUUGACUCUUUUGAGCAUACAAUCUGAAAUUCACUUUAGUAAUUAACUUGUUUGAUGAUUGACCUCCGUCAUCAAUGACGCUGCAUAGCUAGGAAGACAAAUCUCAUCUGUGUGCCACAGAGCAAGAAAUUAGCAGGAUUUAAAAUAAUCCCUACAAACAACCAUAUUGUGAAAAUAUUAAACAUUAGAAAUAGAGCACAGCAUAUAGGCAGAAUGAGAAGAUAAAAAAACAAAACAAUAUUUAAAGGAACACUAUAGUGUUAAUAAUACGGAGCUGUAUUCAUAACACUAUAGAAACUCUCUGCCCCUGCUGAUCCCUCAGCACUAGGUAGGGAUCCUCCUCCGCCAACAUCAGCUGAUUGAGGGGGACCAAUGCAUAUGCGUUGCACGCACAUUAGGCUUUCCCCAUAUGGGCUUUCCUAUGGCGAUUUUCAACACUUUGGACGUCCUCAUGCAAAACAUGAGGACAUCCCAUCCAGUGUCAUUUCACAAAGUCAAACUGUGUGAACCUGCACGAAGAGCCACUAGAAGCUGUCUAAACACUGUGGUUUCUCAAAAACUGCAAUGUUUUACAUUGCCGGGUUAAUGAACAGGGACACUGCACAUGGACUACGUCAUUGAGAUGAAGUGGUCUGGUGCCUAUAGUGUUCCUUUAAUGCUCAUGUCAUUUAACACAGUAUUUGAUUACUUUUGUUUUUUCCUUAUAAGAAUUAAUGCUCAUUCUGUAUAGGAUAAAGGGUAUGGAAUGAUAUGUCACAUUAUGGGUAAAAGAUCACAUUCAACAUUUGGGAUUGGGAAUCCGGUUCUAUUAUGUUACGGUUAGCACUGAUGUAAUGAAAAUUAGUGUGAUACAGUUAUCCUAGUGGCCCUUUAACCCUGUGAGUGCCAGAGCUUGUACCACACAUUGAUCUGUCAUUGAAAAGAAGUAUUUGCGACUAAUUUCAGAUGAAGCCAACUAGUGAAUGACUUACUGGUUUAUUUUUCCAGCAGGACAGCGAUCCGGAAACCAUCAUAUGUAACUCUAUGAGGAUGAUCAGGGAGAAGCUUACUGUAUCCGACCAAGGCCUGGAGCAUCGGGAGAACAACGAGGAGUUUGUGUAUGACAUUUAUUAUGCCGAGGCCUCUCCUCACAACUGGAUCCAGGACAUCCUUUCUGUCCAGCCGUACACUCAGGAGCAAGAACUGGUAAUAGUGUAUACCCUAAGCUUUUGUUUUCAACUAUUGUCAAUUUGUAGAAAUACUAAAAUGUGGUAAGCAAAACACAAAAAAGUAAAUAAAAAAAAAAAAAAACAUUUUAAAAAAAUGCUGGAUUUGCUGUAUUAAUAUUUAGAGGUACUAACUCAAAACAAUUAGGAGAAUUAAAAUUGGUCAAGCACUCAACUUCACAAUUACUGGACCAGUAGAGACGGAAUGGCAUUAUAAAAUAAAUGUAAAAAAAAAAAAAAAUACAACUUGCCGUAUAUACUCGAGUAUAAGCCGAGUUUUUCAGCACAUUUUUUGUGCUGAAAAACCCCAACUCGGCUUAUACUCGAGUCACUGUCUGUAUUAUGGCAAUUUACAUUGCCAUAAUACAGACUGGGGGCUGGCAGCGAGCGCUUACCUCUCCGGCAGCUCCUGUCAGCUCUCUCCUCCUCCGCGCCGGUCCGGUCAGCACCUCGGUCAGCUCCCAGUGUAAGUCUCGCGAGAGCCGCGGGGUCAUAGUGCGGCUCUCGCGAGACUUACAGUGUGAGCUGAGAGAAGAGCUGCACGGACCGGCGCGGAGGAGGAGAGAGCUGACAGGAGCUGCAGGAGAGGUAAGUAACAGCUCUGCCAGCCCCCUCCUCCCCCCACUGAACUGCCAAUGCCACUGGACCACCAGGGAAGGAGAGCCCCCCUCCCUGCCAUGUAUCAAGCAGGGAGGGGGGACAAAAAAUAAAUAAAUUAAUAAUAUAUAAAUGAAAAUAAUAAUGAAUACAUUUAUAAUAUAUAAAUAAUAAAAAUAAUAAUAAAAAAAUAAUUAAAAAAAUAUAUAACAAAAAAAAUUAAAAUAAUAAUAAUUUUUUUUUAAUAAAAAUGCCCACCCCCCACCAAGGCUCUGCAACACAAACACACACUGCAUCACACACACUGCACACUCAUAUAUACACACACUGCACACUCAUAUAUACACACACUGCAUUUAUACACACACUGCAUUUAUACAAACACUGCACUCAUACACACUGCGCUCAUACACACUGCGCUCAUACACACUGCGCUCAUACACAAACACUGCGCUCAUACACAAACACUGCGCUCACAAACGCUGCACUCAUACACACACGCUGCACUCAUACACACACACUGUAAAUAAAUAUUCAAUUAAUAUAAUUUUUUUAGGAUCUAAUUUUAUUUAGAAAUUUACCAGUAGCUGCUGCAUUUCCCACCCUAGUCUUAUACUCGAGUCAAUACGUUUUCCCAGUUUUUUUGGGUAAAAUUAGGGGCCUCGGCUUAUAUUCGGGUCGGCUUAUACUCGAGUAUAUACGGUAACUUGGGAGCAGUGUUCAGCAUCCAUACUAAUCCAUUAAAUACUAUUUACCACUAAUAAUAGCAUAAAGUAAAGCGUGUAUUAUAAGAUCUACCCUAGAGGAAAAACUACAUGGAAAGCAUCUGAUCUAUCGAAAAUAAUUAUGGAUGUGCACUCCAAUAAUAAUGUAGCAUACUUUUAUAUAGGGGUAGGGGUGUUGACUCAUGCUCUGUACUGUUUGGCUUCUGCAAGAAAUGGUUAUCUCUAUAUGUUAAAGGGACACUAUAGUCACCAAAACAACUUUAGCUUAUUGAAGCAGUUUUGGUGUAUAGAUCAUUUCCCUGCAGUGUCAAUUAUCUGCCAUAUAGGCGUUAAAUCACCUCCCUGCAUGUGACUUGCACAGCCUUCCUAAACACUUCCUGUAAAGAGUCAGCUAAUGUUUAUCCUUCCUUCAUUGCAAAUUCUAUUUAAUUUAAAAUGUAUUAUCCCCUGCACUGUUGAUAGCUUGCUAGACCCCACAGAAGCCUCCUGUGUAUGAUUAAAGUUCACUUUAGAGAGCAGGCAAUAAGAACUUUUAAAGUAAGUUACAUCUAAUUGAAAGUGAAACCAUUUAUUUUUUUUAUGCAUGGUGUGUGAGUCACAGCCAAGGGGGGUGUGGCUAAGGCUGCAUGGACAGAGACAGAUGGGAUUAACUCCUAAAUUGCAGAGAAUUGAGCAGUGAGACUGCAGGAUCAUGAUCCAUACACUAAAACAGCUUCAUUAAGCUAAAGUUGUUUUGGUGACUGUAGUGUCCCUUUAACUAUAUUAGCUUUGAUACAUUGUAGCUGGUCAUAUAUUCUGUUAUUUUUUUAUUGAUUUUUACAAUUCUAUAACACAGUGCUAUAUUUUUAGCUUUUUAUUGCGUCCAUAAUUAUUUUCUAUUUUCAAAUUUUCCAGGCAUUUUUGGGAAAUGUCUAUUUUUGUAUUUUCACCUUGCUUAUGAUUUUAUUUAAAGUGAUAGAUGGUACACCCUCCGUUCUAGAUUAGAAUAUUACUGCUUUGAGCUAACAUUCUCUGAAUUUGCCUGCUUCCUUAGUAGAGCUGUAGCAGCUUUCCAGGCACAGUUCUUAAUGCUGUUGGCCAAUGUAACAGCACUGUGUAUAUAUGUUUUAUCCUCUAGAAUCUGUGAUUAGAAAUGACUCAACAGAACACAAGUAUACAUGCUGGUAAAUGUGUUGUAACUGUGCGAUCUCUUUGUGCUUUUUUUUCUGGUGCUUAUUAGUGCAUUUCACCUGAUCAGCUCCCUUUGGAUGCAUUUUAAGAGUUGUUGCCUCUUGGAGGUGAAGUGUCACACUUGGACCUUCAGGCAGUAGAGCCUGUGUUAUAGUCCAUGUAGUAUAUGGCUUAUGUUUACAACAUACCGCUGUGCGUGUACAUAGCAUGUCCCUUUCCAACUAAGUCUCUGUAGUACCACUCGGUAUUCACUCAUAUUCAUUGCAGGUUGCUGAUGAUAUUGAACCAGAAGAGAUUUACGAGGAUGAAGACGAUGAAAAUGAAGAGAGUAACUGGAGGAAUGACUAUCCCGAUGAAGAGGACAGCGACCAGGAAGAGAGAUAUCAAGGUAAUUGAGAGAUUUGCUCUCUUAGGGUUACUCACCAAAGUGUAAGUUAGCAUGAAUUUAUACUUUUAGGCCAAAAAUAACCCCCAUGAAAACCUAGCCGACUGAUAAUUCUUCAAUUUGACAUCUCAGUUGAUACAUUAAGUUUAUCCAUGGUCUGUGGCUCUGCCAUUUUUUUUAAAAACAGUCAUUCACUCAACAGAAAUCUACGCUGUGUGCAAUCUGAAUGCAACCAUGAUAUGUCUAUCAUCUGUUUGUAGAGUAAUUCCAGUUCUCACUUGUACCAGCUUUGUCCCUGUUGGGAAAUGCAUUCUUGUUUCAGCAACUUGGCGUCACACCGGACCAUGGUCCAGAUUUAAAUUGGAGAUGUUGAGAGGGGAGAGAUGACUAAGUGAUUCUGCUUCCUUAUACCUUCUGCCCCCCUCCCCAAAGAUCCCCUCCUUUCUUAAUUUCCCUGUGUGACGCCACACCCACGAAAACAAAUGAAACAUUGACACUUCUUGUGCCUUGGGACAUUACCCCUAUUUCCAAUGUAAAAUAAAAGUUGCGAGAACUGUCCAUUUCAUACAAAGUGUGCAUGAUUUUAGCCAAUGAGACACACAAAAUUAUUUCUAGAUCCAUCAUUCUCCACAUUUGAAAAAAGCUUGUUACUGUACUUUUAUAGGAAUGUCUCCUUUUGCUAUUUCUGGUACUAAGAUUGUAGACUAUGUGCAUCUUAUUACCCAAAUUGUAACUAGUAUCCCCACAUUGAGUUCUUGAUAGAGCAUGUAUAUGUAGGUGUCCCUCUGUUUUUACUUCUACCCCAUUAAUCAAAAAGUUAAUGCGAACAUUGCUGAUCUAUAUCUUAUGACUUUGCAUAUAUAUAUAUAUAUAUAUAUAUACUGGUGUGUCUUGAGUACCUAAACAAACAGCAAUUCAGGCCUGACCACAGCAUUCAGAAAAUUCUAGUACUCAGUUGAUUGAUCCCAAUCUUAUAUACACCGGUAGUUUAAUGGAACCGAUAACUGUUCAUUGCACAAAAUGUAUGACGUUCUAUGACCUUUUUCCACUUUGAACAGGUUACUAUGAAGAAAGUGAAGAGGAGAACGAUGGAUGGAGCGCUUAUCGUCGUAAAAACAAACUUAGUUUCCUGGAGGGGGAUGAUGAUGGCGAAGAUACGGACUAACAUCACCUCAUAAGAGUGAUGAAUAGCAUUUAUAGAGGGUAUCUCUCUUUGCAGAUCUUGGAGAAAUGUUCUAAUUACUAAGAACAAAUAUAUUCAAAUUAUUAUUUUUUCCUCUAAUUGCGACAGUUUGGUAGAACAAAACUCUUUAGAACCCCCUGGAAUGCAGUCUUUCAGUAAGGCAUGAAUCAGUAUUUGCCAUGCAUUAGCAACAACCAAAAAUAUCUAUAUGAAUUCUGCACUGUCGUCUUUAAAAUGAUUAGAUUGUGUUCUCGCAUCUGGAAUAGUACCAGGUCUAUCUCAGAGCUUCUAGGUUUGACCACUGGGUUCUGGUUGAACAAACUCUUGCUUUUGGUAAGUGGAGUGGAGGCAAACUGUUCAGAACUUUCUGAGGUGGUCAUGCCCUUAUUUAUUGGUGGUAUUUCUCCUUUUGCACAUACUGCCUAAUACUGUCAAAGUUGUUGGAAGUUGUUUUUUUUUUUUUUUGCCAUAGUGAAAGGGUUCUAGAUAUUUAAUAAUAAAUAAUUUUUUCCCCCCUCUAAUAUGUUUUGUUGCAAUUUCUGAUGAGUUUACUUUUUGAUUUUAAUAUCGAAUGGUUUGGGCUUACAAUUUUAAAUUAAGUUUUAAUUCACUUUGCCAGCAGAUCACGCUUUAGUAAAUAACCACAUAAGAGAUUAAUUUACUAAAUAGUAAAAAUUAUGCUUGGCUAUUUUGUAUUUAGAGUUGCAGAUGACUGUUUAGUGAAGAAACAUUGAUUCAUGGACUCAAAAUACAAUCUAUACAUCUCAUGGUAACUUAAUCAGCACAACGAACAGAUCAUGUGUUAUAAUAAAAUUGGUCAUACCUUUGAAUUAGACGGCAGAUGGGAUUUACCAGAGCUGUAUUAGAACACCGCAAAACUAUACACACACUAAGGCAGUUAGAGACACUACACACCGCUCCAUUUUAAUCUCCAAAAGUUAAAUUCCACCAACAUGUAAUAUUGGAAAAGUUCAAACUAAUUGGACGUUACUUCAAGCCACUAGAGGCACUUCUGCAGAAAUAGCGGAGUAAAACGCACAGACUGAUUGUCACAUGUGGACUAGCUUACCAAUGCUUUCAUACGUUUCUAUGGGAAAGCAUGGAUUAGUUCAGAUCAUUGAUCUUAACCAAGGAUGUGGGGCCAGCCACAGAAACCGCGCUGAGAGGAAGAAAAGGUUAAUAACUUUUUCCUCCCUGCAGGUGGGGGUUGUCACCUAAACAGGUCACUAUAGCUUCGGGAAUACAAAGCGGUUUUCCUGACACUAUAGUGCCCCCUCCCGUGGAGCUGAAGGGAUUAAAACCCCUUCAGCAGCUUACCUUAUUCCAGCACCGGGCUCCCUCGGCACUGGUGACCCUCCUCCCACUCAGACGUCAGGAGCGGAAUGCGCAGCAGGUGGCGCGCGCACGCAUUCAAAGAGUCCAUAAGAAAGCAUUUCUCAAUGUUUUCCUAUGGACGCUCUGCGAGAUGAAGGCAUAAUAUGCCUCCAGCGUCGCAGACGCGCCUCUAGUGUCUGUCCGGAAGACAGCCACUAUAGGCUGGCUUAACCCCAAAUGUUUCUCUAAAACUGCUAUG